AUGGCGAGGAUACAAGUGUUAAAACUUCUAAUAUGCAGCUGUGUCGUACUGUGUAGAAAUGUCGAUCGCGGAGACUCCACGGCGACUCUUAACGACGUUGUAGGCUCUAGAAUUCUCGGGAUCUUGCGUCAGCUGGGUGAUCUCUCUGCGUGCCCCACUUGCAGCUACAGACUUUGUGUUGCAUAUUUUUCGGAGUUGAGUAUAUUAGAUUACAAAGCUUUGAAGUUUGUGCCAUUUAUGUUAGCUGCUUCUGCUGUGUUUCUCGCUCGAUUCAUCAUCUGUCCCAAACAACAUCCUUGGAAUCACAUGUUAGACGAGCACACAAAAUACAAAGCAGCUGAUCUACAACUGUGUCUUGGAAUCAUACAUGACUUAUAUUUGAGCAAAGAGGAGGUUCUCUUCAGAAUAUCAGAGAGAAAUACAAGCACCAUAAGUUCCAGUCUGUUGCGGGCAACUACUGGUUACCUUUUGCGAGGGUGUUAUCAUUUUAUCCGAAGCUUUGCACUUGAAGCAAAAGGCUAA
This is a messenger RNA of Microthlaspi erraticum, 522 nucleotides long. NCBI's taxonomy places the organism in Eukaryota, Viridiplantae, Streptophyta, Magnoliopsida, Brassicales, Brassicaceae. The record is from the annotation of a GenBank genome assembly.